Solenopsis invicta (red fire ant) is the source of this 2047-nucleotide messenger RNA. Its product is annotated as odorant receptor 85b-like. The transcript is spliced from 5 exons. Gene Ontology annotation, molecular function: odorant binding; olfactory receptor activity. Bases 708 to 1931 code for a protein of 407 amino acids. NCBI's taxonomy places the organism in Eukaryota, Metazoa, Arthropoda, Insecta, Hymenoptera, Formicidae. Gene Ontology annotation, cellular component: plasma membrane. The record is from RefSeq and is a predicted model, not a curated record. Gene Ontology annotation, biological process: sensory perception of smell; detection of chemical stimulus involved in sensory perception of smell.
UUUCAAAAAAAUUUUAUAUUCUUCCUUAUUUAUGAAAUAAUAAAUAAUUUGAUACUAUCUUUUUCUGUGCAUUUUUACGUAAUAAUUUUUGCAAAUGACAACAUACAAUCGAAGCUGUACAUCUUUAUCACAAAAUCAAUUUUUCCAGCCUGUGCUAUCUUCCUAUCCAUUUUAUCCUCAUACAUAUAAAAAAUUAAUGAUUUUAAAAUUAACAAAAAAUAAAACUUAUUAAACAAGAUGUUUUACUUACAUGUUACAAAAUAAGAACAAGAUAAUAUUUAUAUUUAUGUACACAUUUUGUAACAAAACAAUAUCUCAAAUCUAUCUAUUAUUAAAACGUUGAUAACCAACUUUUCUGCUUUCAUAAAUCACUUCAUUUUAAAUCAUAUCACAUUAUUCAAUUUAAAAAGACGAUUUAAUCAAUCAGUAGAAACAUAUGCGGAAACAGUAUAUGCAGCUUUAUAUGCUGCAGAAAAACCCUCCACGCAGGCAGUAAUACAACUGUGACCAAACAAUGUUUCCCUCGACAAAAUCGAUUUUUCAAGUCCGUACUACCCUCUCCUCCCUUUCUACCCUACUCCAUCCUUUGUCCUCUAAUAUGCUGCUAUUAUCGCUGAAAGUACUUAUUGCGGUCAUGCGCAAAUUUUUUACCAUUCUACAAUCACUAUGGUGCCAGCCAGUCGCCCGCGCACCUUCAACGCGACAAUAUGGGCAAAAUCCCAACGUGGUCUAAUGCGAAUCACGAGAAGGACGUAAUCGACAUUCUGAUAUGGAACCGAUGGUUACUGCGGGUUCUUGGAAUCUGGCCACUAAUAUAUCCGAAUACCACAACGAUCGAAAAGAUUCUGGCAACGUUCUCGUUCGCCUCAUGCUGGACUGUGCUUGGUUUAUUUCUGGUACUCACGAGCAUAUACACCUUCACGGACCGAAGUAUCAUGGGUGAGAAAUUGAAAAUGCUGGGCCCGUUAGGCUACGUGUUCUUUUCUAUGCUGAAAUACUUUUUUCUGGUGAUACGUCACAAGAGUAUUCGACGAUGUAUUCGAAAUCUCAGUACAGAUUGGCACAAGGUUCAAGAAGAAUAUCACCGGGAGAUCAUGAUGAGGGACGCGGAGAAGGGCCACUUGCUGUCCAAGUUCUGUAUAGUGUUCAUGUACUGUGGCGGUUUGUCUUACAACACGGUGAUGCCUUUUCUGUCGCAGACACACGAUGCAAACGAGCAAAACAUUACCAUUCGACCGAUGGCUUAUCUCGGCUUCGAUAUUGUUUUCAAUUUGCAGCUAAUGCCAAUUUAUGUGUUUGCUUUUUCCCUUCAAUGUUUCACCGGUAUCGUUAUGUUCAACAUCACUACGUCGGUAUGCUGCUUAGCGGCUAUGUUCGUCGCCCACGCGUGUGGACAAAUCGACAUCGUGAUAGCGCGCGUGGAGAGCCUUUUCAAGGAAGAACGCAAUCAUAUAAAGUUUGAGAAAUGCAUGGCGAUUAUCGUGCAGCAUCAUGUACGAGCGUUAAAAUUUUCAGCUAGCAUCGAAGAUACUUUGCGCGAGUUAUGUCUAAUCGAAUUAGUGGGAACGACAUUGAUAAUGUGCUUGGUAGAAUAUUCAUUAAUAACGGAGUGGAACAAUAGUGACAGUAUAGCGAUCUUUACAUACUUUUUUCUAUUAGUUUCAUUUGUCUUCAACAUCUUUAUAUUUUGUUACAUCGGGGAAUUAUUAACGGAGCAGUGCAGCAAAGUCGGAUAUACUUCGUAUAAAGUUGAAUGGUAUAAUUUGCCGGGAAAAAUCGCUCUUGAUCUACUGUUCAUGAUUAACACAUCUCGAUAUCCAGUACAAAUUACCGCUGGAAGAUUAAUAAGUCUCUCUCUCGCUAGUUUUGGAAAUGUUUUGAAAACAUCGGUCGCAUAUUUAAAUUUGCUUCGAACUGCCACUGCGUCAUGAAAUAACAUGUAAUCAUUCUGAUACUGUCGACUUCUGACACUCUGAUAAAAAAGCAUUAAUUAAUAUUUUUUAAGAUAAAAAUGUAUACAUGUUAAAUAAAUGAUUUAACGCAUAAA